Molecule: messenger RNA, 2400 nt
Organism: Closterium sp. Yama58-4
Lineage: Eukaryota; Viridiplantae; Streptophyta; Zygnematophyceae; Desmidiales; Closteriaceae
Source: the annotation of a GenBank genome assembly
AUGCGUCGCAUCCCACAGCGCGCAAGACUGGGGGUGCUUGAUGCACUAGCUUGCCAAGGGCAGAGGGCGGCAAUUAGGGAGCGGUUGGAGAAGUUUUGGGCUGGGGAGUGGCAGCAGCUGUUUGAGUUGGCGGUGGCGGCGAUGCAACCUGCGGCUCGCAACCUGCGGCUCGCCCCUUGUCCUUCACCCCACCCGAGCAUGAUCCUGAUGCACAUCGCUCAGCCCUCUCAGCACAUGGUGGACGCGCUACGAGCGAAACACCCAUCGUGCGAGACCGCCAUUCCUGGGUGGGUGCAGGAGGAGACAGUCGAGCCUUCCCUUAUCCCACAGCUCUCAGUGGAGGUCCUCGGUCAGGCGAUCCACUCAGCGGCUAGGGCGUCCGCACCAAGACUGUCGGGGUGGGUGACGGAGCACCUACGCGACACUUUUCUCACCGAGCCCGCGUACCUGCCCCAUCUGCUAGAGGCCUUCACCCAGUGGACCAAGGGAGAGGUAGCGGAGCGCGUGCGACCCUGGCUCACUGCGUCCAACCCGGUGGGCCUGUCGAAGCCGAAUGGUGACGUUCGCCCGGUGGCUAUAGGCGAGGUGCUCCCCCGCAUACUAUCUCGGGCCAUAUGCAUCGUGCUUCGUCCGAAGAUGAUGUCGCACUUUGCUCCGUGUAACCAGUUUGGAUUUGGGUCCAGGUCGGGAGUGGAAGUCCUCGCACAUGCCUUUCGCUCCGCCAUCUCUACUCACCCGUCGUGGUGUGCGCUGCAAAUUGACGUGGCGAACGCUUUCAACUCCUUCCAUCGGCGGGAAAUCGACCUCUAUCUCCGUGCGGGCCCUUUUGUCGAAGCUUUGGCCUCCGAGCGGGGCUCGAGGCAAGGGGACCCAUUGGGUCCGUUUCUGUUCGCGUUCACACAGCAGCUGGUUAUGGAACCAACCAAAACAGAGUUCGCCGACUUACUCUUCCUCAGCUAUGCUGAUGAUACGUAUAUCCUGGGGCCUAGGGAGCGGGUUUUAGCAGCCUAUGAGGCCUUGCGGGAACGAUUGGACGGGCUGGGUUUGGAGGUGCAGCCGCAUAAGUGUAAGCUAUGGGAGCGAGGGAGGAACCAGGAUGGGGAGGAGAGAAAUGAGACCGUCCCGCCCGGCAUGCAGCAGACAUGGACGGGGCUCACUGUGGUAGGGGUCCCCAUUGGGGAGGAGGACUGGGAGGUGGCUAGCCUGCGUCGCCGGCUGACGGAGCUGCAUGCACCUGUCCCCUGGCUUCCUCUGCUUGACCACCCACAGAUUGCGUCCCAUUUGCUGGCGAUCGCAGUGUCAGCGCGCCCGAUUUACCUCACACGGACGAUGCCUCCACGACCUGAGAUGGCUCGUUUACAGCUGCACCUUCCUGCCAGACUCGGAGGGUUUGGCAUUCGAUCUGCGGCUGACCUUAGUCCUCUGUCGUAUGCAUGUGGCUGGUGCCAAGCAGUGAGCGAUGUGGCUCGGUUGGGGGUGGCAGGUGAGGAGCGGAUGUUUGAGGAGUAUUUCCGAACGCUCAAGGCUACGACCUUGUUGGACCCCUGGUUUGCGAGAGCAGUGGAUCUGCUUCCACAGUCGGUCCGGCAGGAGAUGCCACCCCUUGCCUUGUGCACUGCUGACCCCCCUGUGCUGCUCUUCUCCACACAACACCGUCGCCUAGCGGUUGAGAGCCUUCAAUCUCUUCGAGGCAUGGCCCACAACGAUGCCACCUUGGCCCCCGAGUGGAGCAUCUGCGCGUCCAUGCGCUUAGGCCUCCCUAUACAGCAGCUGAUAGUGGCCGGCAAGUGCGCGUGUGGGUUUGAGUUUGCUGAUCCCUCUGACCCGCAUCAUGCCCUUCGCUGCAAGUAUCAGUAUGCACCUUCUCGUGUUCACGAUGCGGUUAAGUUUGUGGUGGCGAAGAUAGCUAAGGGUGCGGGUGGGAUUGUGACCAUGGAAGACGACACGUUGCUCCCAGGGAAGAGGGUUGAUGUGGCGGUUCGGAAACUGAGGGAGGGGGAGGAGCACGCGUUGGAGGUUAGUGUGGUAGACCCUAUCUCGCUAUCCGCGCAGCACCAUGGACAGAUUGGGCGCAAGGUGGGUUUUGCCACAUGGGGAUGCUUGGGGGGGAGUUUUGGACGGUGGCUUAAGAAGCAGGGUGACGCGCAGAUCGAGAUAGCAAAGACGAAAGGGGCGGCGCGAGCUACGGGAAAGGGUUUCUCGACUUAUUUGCUCGGUUCACUCAAAGCGGCCGUGGGUGUGGCUUUGCAGCGGGCUCAGGCGCGUGUGAUCUUGUUACGCGCGGCGUCGAUGAUGAGAGGUCCAGAGGCUGUUUGGGUGGAGCGGGAGGAUGUUGAGGAGGAGAUGGGAUGGGAUGCUCCGUGGGCGGAUGCACCCUACUUGGUAGACAUGCGGGUUUAG